AAUUUAACUUUUUAUACGCGGCAGAGAAGCGUCAAAAGAGAACAUAACAUUAGCGGGGAAAAAGAAAAAAACUCAAGUUCUUUAACAUUCACAAGUUUCAAUACGUAGAAUAAUCGUACUUCAAAAUCAUAUCAUAUUAACUAUUAAAAAAAACAUUAACAAAACUUUACAUGCCUUGUGAAUUUUUACUUACUCCUUGUGAAUGUUGGGUUUGGAAGAUUUAUCGCUAACAAACUAGAAGAAACACACUAUCACUUCGAAAAAGUUAAACUACUCACAAGGUAAGUUGUGAGUAGAUACUCACAAAGACAAAGAAAACGGUAAACAAAUAGGAGAAGUGAUGGCCCAUUAAAUUCCCAACCACCUUUAACUCUCUAACCCUCUUUCUCUCUCUUAUUUCUUUUUUUUUAAUGGAUAUUGGUCAGUGAUAAAUUAUUUUUUUAUGUACUGAUAUUAGUAUGUGAUGAUAGGAUAUAAUGAUGUUCAUGCGAUGGAUAUUAGUUUGCGAAGUAAUAGAUAUUGUGUAUUCCAUCAAAACUAAAUACACUAUCAAAUCCUUUUUUUUAAUGGAUAUUGGUCAGUGGUAGAUUGUUUUUUAAUGUACUGAUAUUAGUAUGUGAUGAUAGGAUAUAAUGAUGUUCAUGCGAUGGAUAUUAGUUUGCGAAGUAAUGGAUAUUGUGUCUUCCAUCAAAACUAAAUACACUAUCAAAUCCUAACGCAUAAGGCUUGCAACCUUAGUUAGGGCUGCCUGCCGAGGGCCCAUGAGCCUUUGGCCCAUGAAACAAUAAUAUUUGUUUGCAAUGAAUGGAGAUUAGUUUAGGUGGUUCGGAUAUGUGUAGUUGGUAUUACUCUGCGAUUGUCAGAUAUUAAUAUGUUCGUCGUGGGUAUUUGUCUGCGAUAGUCAGAUAUUAAUCUGUUCGUCGUGGGUAUUUGUCUACGAUUGUCGGAUAUUAGUCUGUGUGAGGUGAGGUGGGUAUUAGUCUCUAUGGUGAGGAUAUUAAUUAUUGGCUGACUAGAUAUUGGUCUUAGAAGAUAUUUGUUAUGGUGAACGGAUAUUAUUAUGGCUGGUUUGGAUAUUUGUUUUGUGUGGAUGUGUUAUUGUGAUGAAGUGAUGGAAAGAGAGGAGGAGACUCACAUAUGAUUUCGAAUUCGAACCGAGUUAUAUUUGGUGGAAAAUCCGAACCGAACCGAAAUAUAGCUCGAUUCGAAUUCGGUUGGAGUAUUACUAAUUUCGGAAAAUCGACAUAUACUAGUUCGGUUCGGUUCAAACCGAACCAACCGAACGCCCAUCCCUACAACUUACCUACCUUGUGAGUAGUUUAACUAGGUUGCUAUCACUCACCUUAAUUGUUGCUCUAAGGAAAAGAUAAUUUUACUGAACAAAAAAAUCUGAAAAAUAUCAGUACUUGGCGCCGAAAUGUCGUUUCUUUUCCAUCAACCGGAUAACCUCCCUAGGGCCUUCCACUGCCAUAUCCUUCCGCCGGAGCCGGUGUACCACCUCGAUUCCCCGGCCAUAACGUCCAGUUCUCCCUCCACUCAACUCCUAGGCGUUCUGCGGCGAAUGGAAACCAUUUGUUCCCUCUGCACUUGGUUGUUCUCUCUCGGUCAAUUCGUCGAGCACCUGUGACGCAAAAUAUCUUGUCUGCUUUCACUGGUAAUCGUUCUCUAUGGCCGUGCUAAUACUAUGCUCUUCUACUGUAUGCUGCGGCACUCUCAAUUAUACUCUUGCGCUCACAGAGCACAUUAAAUUUUCUCCUUUGAGCUGUAGUGAAGUGUCUUUAGGGAGUGUAAAGGUUGCAAAUUUGAGGUUCUCGUCAUCUGGGUAUCUGGCAAAUGGAAAGAAACUCAGGAAACGGAAAUUGGGUUUACGUGUGUUUGCGGCAGAAAGCCAACCCCUUGAGGCGGCUGUGACAGGGAAACUUGGGAAUCGGGUAUCCUCUGAGGACGUCGUAACCUUUCUUGGUUCAACUUCAGACUUGACUACUGCUUUCUCCUACUUCAAUUGGGUUUCGAAGUUUCCUAAUGUUGUUCACACCACUGAAACAUGUAAUCAAAUGCUUGAGCUCUUGAGGGGUCACGGAAGGGUCGCAGACAUGGUCACCGUGUUUGAUUUGAUGCAGAAGCAGAUCAUAAGGCGGAGCGUUGAUACAUAUUUGAUUAUUUUCAAGGCCCUCCAAAUCAGAGGUGGGCUCAGGAAAACACCAUUUGCGCUAGAGAAGAUGAAAGAAGCAGGGUUUGUUUUGAAUGCAUAUUCGUACAAUGGCUUGAUCUACUCACUACUUCAAUCAGGCCUUUGUCGAGAAGCGCUAGAGACGUAUAGAAGAAUGGUUUCAGAAGGUCUCAAGCCAAGCCUUAAGACUUAUUCCGCUCUUAUGGUAGCAUUGGGGAAGAGAAGGAACAUAGAAGCAGUGAUGGAUUUGUUGAAAGAGAUGGAGAGUAUAGGAUUGAGACCAAAUGUUUACACAUACACCAUAUGCAUUAGAGUGCUAGGAAGGGCUGGUAAAAUCGAUGAUGCUUGCAGGAUUAUGAAGAGAAUGGAUGAUGAAGGCUGUGGACCUGAUGUCGUUACUUAUACAGUUCUUAUUGAUGCUCUUUGUACAGCAGGCAAGCUUGACAAAGCUGCAGAAUUGUUCUUAAAGAUGAAGGCUAGUCGUCACAAGCCCGACAGGGUAACCUAUAUCACUAUGUUGGACAAGUUCAGUGAUUGUGGGGACCUGGAUAUGGUAAAAAAGAUUUGGAAGGAAAUGGAAGCUGAUGGUUAUGUCCCUGAUGUAGUUACUUAUACCGUGUUGGUAAGUGCUUUAUGCAAAUCAGGCAAUAUUGAUGAUGCAUUUCGUACAUUGGAUGUUAUGAGGAACCAAAACAUUCAUCCAAAUCUUCAUACUUACAACACUUUGAUUUGUGGACUCUUGAGAUUGAACAUGUUAGCAGUUGCACUAGAUAUAUUUAAGGAUAUGGACAAUGCAGGUGUUAAGCCCACAGCGUAUACAUACAUCCUUUUCAUCGAUUACUAUGGGAAAUCUGGUGACUCUAGAAGAGCCAUCGAGACCUUUGACCUAAUGAAAACAAGUGGGAUUGCUCCUAACAUUGUUGCUUGUAAUGCAUCUUUAUACAGCCUGGCUGAAAGUGGCAGGCUUGGAGAAGCCAAAGCUAUUUUCUAUGGGUUGAAAAGAAGUGGGCUUGCUCCAGAUUCAGUGACAUACAACAUGAUGAUGAAGUGCUACAGUAAGGUGGGGCAAGUGGAUGAAGCUAUUAAUUUACUGUCUGAAAUGGUGGGAAAUCAUUGUGAACCUGAUGUCAUGGUGAUUAAUUCUCUGAUCGAUAUGCUUUACAAAGCGAGUCGAGUGGAUGAGGCGUGGGAAAUGUUCAGUAGAAUGGAGGACAUGAAACUUGCACCUACUGUCGUGACCUACAACACACUGCUAGCAGGUUUGAGAAAAGAAGGUAAAGUCCAGAAGGCAAUUGAUUUAUUUGAGAGCAUGAAGGCACAAGGGUGUUCCCCAAAUACAGUAACCUUGAACACACUGCUAGAUUGCCUUUGCAAAAAUGAUGAGGUUGAUUUAGCCUUGAAGAUGAUGUAUGAAGUUAAUUGUGGUUGUGAUGUUCUCACUUUCAAUACCAUCAUUCAUGGUUGCGUGAAAGAAAAUAGAGUCAAUGAUGCGAUUUGGGUAUUCUAUCAAAUGAAGAAGUUUCUUAGGCCAGAUCAGAUUACUUUGUGCACCUUGCUUCCUGGUAUUAUAAAGUGUGAGCAGAUUGAGGGGGCUUUCAAGAUUGUUGAGGAGUUUGUUCAUGGAUCACGGGUGGAUGGCUCAUUCUGGGAAGAUUUAAUGGAAGGGAUUUUAACUGAAGCCGGGACAGAGAAAUCUAUUGCAUUUGCUCGAAGGGUGGCAAGCGCUAGGCUCUGUUUGGAUGACUCCAUAUUGUUUCCUGUCAUCAAAGUUUUCUGUAAGCGUAGGAAGGCAUUGGAAGCUGAAAAUGUAUUUUCAAUGUUUACAAAGGAAGUGGGAGUUGCACCAACGAAGAAAUCUUACAACUGGCUGAUUGCUGCUCUGCUUGCAGUGCGCAACUCGGAUGCAGCUUGGAAUCUUUUUGAGGAAAUGAAGGCUCAGGGUUUAACUCCUGACGUAUUCACCUACAACAAUUUACUCAAUGCUCAUGGGAAAUCUGGCAAGAUUAAUGAGCUCUUCAAACUAUAUCAAGAGAUGAUCUACAAAGGGUGCAAGCCAAAUGAUAUAACCCACAACAUAGUUAUCUCCAACCUUGUGAAAUCCAAAUGCAUGGAUAAGGCCAUGAAUUUGUUCUAUGAUCUCAUUAGUGGUGGUAGUGAUUUCUCUCCCACUCCUUGCACCUAUGGCCCACUAAUAGAUGGUCUUCUAAAAUCUGGGAGAAUCGAGAGAGCAAAACAGCUGUUCGAGGACAUGGUGGAAUACGGUUGCAAGCCUAAUUGUGCUGUGUACAACAUUCUCAUGAAUGGAUUAGGGAAGAAAGUUGGUGAUGUGGAUACUGCCUGUGAAUUGUUUCAAAGGAUGGUAAGAGAAGGAGUAAGACCAGACUUGAAAACUUAUUCCAUUUUAGUCGACAGCCUUUGCUUGGCAGGGAGAGUGGAUGAAGCUCUGCACUACUUCGAGGAAUUAAAGCAGACCGGUUUAGAACCAGAUGUGAUUGCAUACAACGUGAUGAUAGAUGGACUUGGGAGAUCUGGUAGGAUAGAAGAAGCUCUUGCAUUUUUCGAAGAAAUGAGAAAUAGGGGUCUCAAACCUGAUCUCUACACAUACAAUUCUUUGAUUCUGUAUCUCGGGAUUGGUGGAAUGGUGGAACAAGCAAAGAAGAUGUAUGAGGAGCUGGAAAUGGUGGGCCUCGAACCUAACGUGUUCACUUACAAUGCUCUGAUCCGGAGUUACAGCGUGUCUGGGAAUUCUGAUCUCGCUUAUGUUGUCUAUGAGAAGAUGAUGGUUGGCGGCUGCAGUCCUAACGAUGGAACAUUUGCUCAGCUUCCUAAUACGUCGUAAAGCUCUUCAUCGAUCUUGCAGUGGUUAGCGAGCGAGCACUGAACUUUAACUAAUUUGUCAUGGUUGUACUGAUAUAACUCCACCAAUGGAGUUCUAUGAGAUUUAGCAUUGGCAACAACCGCCAGGUGAUGACAGAUCGAAUGACGCUGACUUCAGCUACCUGGGACAGAUGCAACUAAUGGAUCAUCCUGCCCAGAAGUUGUGAGAAGUUGGAGCUGGGCAUGGAGUAUGUGCAAUUUCGGUCCAUGGUUCGUCCAUUCGGUCCAUGGUUCGUCCACUGACCUCAAAAUUAUACCCGUGACAGGCUCUCUCGGAUGUGUUUGCACAGUGACGAUGUAAUUAGUGAUAAUUCUGUUGCUGUAUAUAGUUGUCAUCGGCUUCUUGCCUGAAUUUGCUCAUAUGUGAAGUGAUAAUUCUAGCAAUGCAAUUCUUUAGAUAAGCAUGAUUCAAUUUUAAAUGCGACAUUCUUUUUGGUCAGGUUCGCUUUGACAUCUUUCACUCAAUACUCUUCUCACUGAGGUGUUUCCACCGAUUGUGUCACGAUUCUCUACUGAUUUCAUAAAUUGUUGCAAGAUCU
This is a messenger RNA of Linum trigynum, 5586 nucleotides long. Lineage: Eukaryota; Viridiplantae; Streptophyta; Magnoliopsida; Malpighiales; Linaceae. The record is from the annotation of a GenBank genome assembly.